This is a messenger RNA of Myodes glareolus (Bank vole), 3314 nucleotides long. The record is from RefSeq and is a predicted model, not a curated record. Lineage: Eukaryota; Metazoa; Chordata; Mammalia; Rodentia; Cricetidae.
UUCCUGCGGAUGGACGGUCCGCUAACAGCUGGCGGCCCCUGGCUGACGCGUAGGCCCGGGAACGUCAAGCAUGGACGACCAGGGCCUGGAGGAAUUCCGCCGGCGCUGGCAGGAGGAGUUGGCCCUGUCGCAGGCGCAGAGGCGGCGGCGGCGGGCGCUGGCGCAGGGUCUGCUGGAGGGUGCGGGCCGACCCCCGGCGCCCAGACCCGGCCGUGCCGACAGGAGGGACGCGAGCAGCCGCUCUCGCUCACCCCCGGACCGCGACGCCGCGGAGCCUGAGCCUCUGGUGGACCAGCUCAUCCGCGACUUGAAUGAGAUGGAUGAUGUGCCCUUCUUUGACGUCCAGCUGCCUUAUGAAUUGGCAAUCAAUAUAUUUCAGUAUCUGAACAGAAGAGAACUGGGUCGGUGUGCUCAGGUGAGCAAGACAUGGAAGGUGAUUUCUGAAGACGAGGUGCUGUGGUACCGGCUGUGCCAGCAAGAGGGGCAUCUUCCCCGGAGCAGCAUCUCUGACUACUCCUGCUGGAAGCUCAUCUUGCAAGAGUGCCUUGCCAAGGAGCAUAUGUUAAGAGCCAACUGGAAGAAUCGCAAAGGAGCCGUGAGUGAGCUGGAGCACGUUCCUGAUGCCGUUUUGUGUGAUGUGCGCUCCCAUGACGGUGUCGUCAUCGCAGGAUACACGUCAGGGGACGUGAGGGUGUGGGACACCCGCACCUGGGACUAUGUGGCCCCCUUCCUAGAAUCUGAGUCAGAAGAGGAGGAGCCUGGAAUGCAGCCAUAUGUCUCCUUUGUGAGGAUCAACAGCUCGCUGGCAGUUGCGGCUUAUGAGGAUGGGAUUCUGAACAUUUGGGACCUGAGGACCGGGAAGUUCCCUAUACAUCGUUUUGAGCACGAUGCAAGAAUACAGGCCCUCGCGCUCAGCCGGGAAGAGGCCACGGUUGCCACUGCUUCUGCUUUUGACGUUGUGAUGUUGUACCCUAAUGAGGAGGGGUACUGGCAUGUAGCUGCGGAAUUUGAAGUUCAGAAACUGGUUGACUACCUGGAAAUAGUUCCAGAUACUGGGAGGUACCCUGUGGCAAUAGCCACAGCUGGGGACCUGGUAUACCUGCUGAAGGCUGAGGACUCGGCCAGAACCCUCCAUUAUGUCUACGGCCAGCCUGCCACAUGUCUGGAUGUCUCAGCCAGCCAGGUUGCCUUUGGGGUGAAGAGUCUGGGAUGGGUGUAUGAAGGAAACAAGAUCCUGGUAUACAGUCUGGAAGCAGAGCGCUGCCUCUCAAAGCUCGGCAAUGCGCUCGGUGACUUCACCUGUGUCAACCUCCGGGACAGCCCUCCCCACCUCAUGGUCAGCGGCAACAUGGACAGGAGAGUCAGGCUCCAUGACCUCCGCAGUGAUAAAAUCGCCCUGUCACUGUCUGCCCAUCAGCUGGGGGUGUCUGCAGUCCAGAUGGACGACUGGAAGAUUGUCAGCGGGGGCGAGGAGGGGCUGGUGUCCGUGUGGGAUUACCGCAUGAACCAGAAGCUGUGGGAGGUUCACUCCAGGCACCCUGUGCGCCACGUCUCCUUCAAUAGCCACAGCCUGAUCACUGCCAAUGUGCCCUAUGAGAAGGUGGUGCGGAACUCCGAUAUGGACAACUUCGCCUGUCACAGGAGACAUCGUGGCCUGAUCCAUGCCUAUGAGUUUGCAGUGGACCAACUGGCCUUUCAGAGCUGUCUUCCUGUCUGCCGCUCUCCUUGUGACACCAUGGCUGGGUACAGCUAUGACCUAGCGCUGUCUUUCCCCUAUGACAGUGUUUAGGCCAGCACAUCCCGGAGAAGUGGGAGGGCAGUUUACAGAAGCUAGAGUUGAGGAAGCUCCACACACAGUGGGAGUUGGGGGCAGUGCUCUACCGGGUGGCCAUGGCCACACAGCGUCUGCUGUUCUCCUUACACCUGGGGACAUGAGCAUAUGCUGACAACUCCAAGUUAGCUUUCCAGGAGCAGCUCCUCCACCUCAGCCUGUGACAGGAGCUGCUCCACACUCUAGGGGCAGGGUCUCACCUCUCUGGUCUGUGUGCAGUGCUGAGGGUGGGAUCCAGAGCCUCACGUGUUGGCGAGCGCUCAGAGUGGUCUCCUGACCCCACCCAGUCCAGCCCUCCUCUGUGGUUCUCACAGCCCAUUACAGACCCUUACCUGUGAGGACUGCUCCAUUUCACCCGCUGCUCUCUUCGGUACAUCCAUCCUUCCCUGGUGAGGAUGGGGUUGAGGAGCUCAGUUCCUGAGCCUGACUGGCGUGGUACCUCUUCCCUCAGCACCCACAGCUCACCCGCUCUGCCUGCAGAAUGUUCAGGUAGAUCCACAGUGGCCAGGAGAGUCAGUCAGGAAAAGCAUUUGUGUGCAUAGCUCUUCAGAAUCCCCGUGGACCAGGCACCAGCAUGCCUGUACAGAGACCAGGCAGAGUCCUAUCCCAGCAGAUACUAGCCAAAAGCAGCAUGGUAGAGAGGUGGGCCAGGACAGGCCACACUGGGUCUGUAGACGGCAAAAAGCCAUUGGGGUGGGGGAAGCUUUGUGCUCUGGAGACCAAGGCAGUUGAAAACAAAAGGGGGGGGGGCUGACCCACCUCUAGCCAGAAUAAUACUGAGACCAGCCCUGAGGUACUCAUGGUUCUUGGUCUUGUUUCCCAGUGCAGAUGAAACCUGGGUCCUCAGAUGCCUGCUGGGCAAGUGAGCUCCCACUGAGACACACCUCCAACCAAUAUGUGGUUUUGUGUGCUCCCCUGAGACACACCUCCAACCAAUAUGUGCUUUUGUGGCAUGAAGGUUUCCCAGCUCAAGACAGUCAGGCCUCAGACAUCCACUGUCUAGCUGAAGCUGAGCCUCCUUGCAGCCCCCAUCCCAGGGAGGACUUUGAAGCACACAUCAGAGGGCCAGCAAGCAGCAGCUCUCUAGCUCUUGCUGGGCGGGCGCCCCCUGCUGGCCCGGUCUUGCUAGGCCUUCUCUACAGCCCGAGCACUGGAGAAACUUGUCAGCACCACGCGACCAGGAAGGACCAGGAGGCCCUUGGAGAGCUGCUGCAGAGGCCACUGGAGUGCAGACGGCACAUGCACUGCCAGCAGCUGGGGGUGGCUCCUCACAGCAGCUCUGGUGGGUCCCUACUCUCAGCUAGCCUCCUGGGAGACUCCUCCCACCCCAGCAGACAUAUCAGAGAUCUCCCCACCGGCUUCUGGGGUUGCUGCUAAGCGUCUGCUCAGAAGCCAGGAGACACCAAGACGCGUCCCUGUAGCUCGCCGUUUGCCUUAUGCGCCAUGUCUGCUGUUAUUAAAGGUUCUGGGUAAAGGUUCUGGA